CGUCUCGGGCGGCGCGCCGUCCCAUAAGACCCCGCGGCACCGCCCAGUUGAUCUCUUCCCCGCCCCCAUCAUGGCGCAAGACCAAGGUGAGAAGGAGAACCCCAUGCGGGAGCUGCGCAUCCGCAAGCUCUGCCUCAACAUCUGCGUCGGGGAGAGCGGGGACAGGCUCACCCGGGCGGCCAAAGUGCUGGAGCAGCUGACGGGCCAGACCCCUGUCUUCUCUAAAGCACGGUACACUGUAAGAUCCUUUGGAAUCAGGAGAAAUGAGAAGAUUGCUGUUCAUUGCACGGUUCGUGGGGCCAAAGCAGAGGAGAUUCUGGAGAAGGGGUUGAAGGUGCGAGAAUACGAGUUGAGAAAAAAUAACUUCUCAGACACCGGGAACUUUGGCUUUGGAAUCCAGGAGCACAUCGAUUUGGGAAUUAAAUAUGAUCCCAGUAUUGGUAUCUACGGCUUGGACUUUUAUGUGGUGCUCGGCAGGCCUGGUUUCAGCAUUGCUGACAAGAAACGCAGAACUGGCAACAUUGGAGCCAAGCACAGAAUUGGAAAGGAAGAAGCCAUGCGCUGGUUUCAGCAAAAGUAUGAUGGUAUCAUCCUUCCUGGUAAAUGAGCAGUUCCUGAUAAACCAGCAGUUCGUGUUACGAAAAAAAAUAAAAUUUUCUAACCCCUAA
Molecule: messenger RNA, 668 nt
Organism: Falco peregrinus (peregrine falcon)
Lineage: Eukaryota; Metazoa; Chordata; Aves; Falconiformes; Falconidae
Gene: RPL11
Product: ribosomal protein L11
Exons: 6
Coding region: 71-607 (178 amino acids)
Biological process (GO): translation
Cellular component (GO): cytosolic large ribosomal subunit; ribosome
Molecular function (GO): RNA binding; structural constituent of ribosome
Source: RefSeq, a predicted model, not a curated record